Messenger RNA from Poecile atricapillus (Black-capped chickadee), 1361 nucleotides. RefSeq names its product F-box and leucine rich repeat protein 15 (gene FBXL15). The record is from RefSeq and is a predicted model, not a curated record. The transcript is spliced from 4 exons. The coding region runs from base 167 to 1042 and encodes 291 amino acids. Lineage: Eukaryota; Metazoa; Chordata; Aves; Passeriformes; Paridae. Gene Ontology annotation, molecular function: protein binding.
ACUUCCGCCCGCCGCCGUGACGUCACGGGCGGCCGCCGGUGUCCAGGGCGGGUGCGGCGCCGGAUGGAGCGGCCGGGGGAGCCCCGGCGGGGCCGCAGAGGCACCCGGCAAUACGUGUGAGCUGAUUUUGCCUGGCUCCUGCAGUAGCCUGGCUCUCUGGUGUCUGAUGAUGAGUGUGACCCACCCCAGGGGAUGCCUCCUGGACCUGCCCUGGGAAGACAUCUUGGUUCCACAUAUCCUCUGUCAUCUGCCCCUGCAGCAACUCCUGAGCCUGCAGAGGGUCAGCAAGUCAUUCCAGUCCCUCAUCCAGCUGUACCUGGCCAACAUGCGCUGCUUUGACUCCAGCCAGAUUGGACCUGCCAUUCCUCGAGCUGCUUUUGUUAACCUGUUGAAGGACAACGAAGUUCUGCAGCAGCUGGCACUUCAGAACUGCUCCGACUGGCUGACAGACCGGGAACUGCUCCCAGUCAUUGGGCAGAACCACCACCUGCACCAGAUCCAGCUGAAGGGCUGUGCCCAGCUCAGCCGCCACGCGCUUGUGGCCAUCUCACUGAGCUGCCCCAACCUGCGCCAGCUCUCCCUGGCUCACUGUGAGUGGGUGGACAGCCUGUCCCUGCGCAGCCUGGCUGACCACUGCAAGGCGCUGGAGGCUGUGGACCUGACGGCCUGUCGCCAGCUGAAGGACGAGGCCAUCUGCUACCUGGUGCAGAAGUGCAGCAGGCUCAAGUCUCUGUCACUGGCUGUCAAUGCCAACGUGGGCGACGUGGCAGUCGAGGAGACUGCCAAGUGCUGCCCAGAGCUGGAGCACUUGGACCUGACAGGGUGUCUGCGAGUCAAGAAUGACUCCAUCAGGGUCCUGGCUGAGUACUGUCCCAAGCUACGCUCGCUGAAGGUCAAGCACUGCCACAACGUGGCUGAGUCCAGCUUGAGUGUCCUCCGAAGCCGUGGGGUGGAGCUGGAUGUGGAGCCUCCGCUGCAGAGGGCUCUUGUUCUGCUGCAGGAUGUGGUUGGCUUUGCCCCUUUCAUCAACCUUCAGAUCUAGAACUGCUGCUGCUGGGGAGGGGGGGACUGACACAAUGCUGGGAUCCCAGAAGGAUGCCGGAACUGGCUGCUGUGGAGACGUGCAGAGGGAGAGGUCAGUUCCAUUGGUGAGGCUGGCCUGAGUGGGGCUCACUCUUUCCUCUGGGGCUGUUUAGCAGCCACUGAGUGUUCAUAAGUGGACUUCAUUGCUGCCUCUGGGGAAAGUAGCUCCCUCUGCAGUGGCGUGGAAAGAGCGAGUGAUUUGCAGGAACACCAUGGUGCUGAACAGGCCUUGGUCAGGCCAGCUAAUAGAUAGGAUUUAUUAUUUGUUGCAUUUUAAA